UGACGUACGCGCGUGGCCGAAACUGCGGCCCAGUUCAUUGCCGUUGGUUGCUGGGCGGGAAACCGCCGCACGGUCCAUCACAACAUUCAAAAGUCAACACCACGCUUACACUCGAACUCUAUAUCGCGACUCCACCAUCACAGUACCGUUUUCUCCGCACAAUCAGAAUCAAUUCAACUGCACACUUCAAGAAUAAUCCGAGCCAUCCACACAGCCAUAUUCACAUUUACGCGAUCACUACCACACCACCCAACAUGCUUCUCGACGAAGACCCUGCUUCGCUCAUAGCGCAAUGCACCUCCCACUUCAAACUCGACUCUGACCGCGCUUCUCUUCUCCGCAUCUCAGACUCCCUAAACACCCUAUCCUCCUUCCGCCAACAGCACCUUUCGUCGCUGCAAUCCACUCUCACCCGCCUAUCUCGAACCCACCAGACCCUCUCCAGCAACCACAAUCACACUCUCGCACAGCACAAUCCCACCACGCACGCCGCCGAGAUCUUGCGCCUCGACACCGAGAAGUUCAAGACGGCUAAGCAAGCGAGCGAUCUGGAGAUGGAGGGUGAACGUCUUGAGGCAGAGCUCGCGCGACUGGGGAAUGUUUUGGGUGAUUUGGAAAUUGAAGGCGUAGAAGGUGGGGAGAGGGAGAAGACGGCCGAGGAAGAUGCUACUGUACUCAAGCUGAAAGUCUAUCGCACCCUCGGUAUCGACGUCGAGGCCGAUCCUACCACGGGCCAGUACAACAAAGCAGUUAUCCGCAACGCUGCCAAAGGCGAUGUUCACGUCGUCAAUAUCGAUCCAAAGUUCUCACGCCACUUCUACACCAACUACUUCUGGCGGACUCUUGGGAACGAAUAGAUCCGAUCUUUGGGUUGUUGCAAGAUUUGUACUGGCGUAAUCUUCACUGUGGAAUAUUCAUCGUUUUGUUUGGGAUUUCCAUUGUUAGCUGCGGACUUGGAAGGGGAUCGUUUUUUGAAUGCAGGUGGUACCGUCCGAAUUGGAGCCCGACUUGGGAGGAUUGGGGCGUUCAUGGCUGGCUGAUGAUGAUGAAGAUACCUUUUUGUGUUUAUACCUGGCGACUGGCGUUUGAAAUCGGGCAGAGACUUUGACUGUCAUGUGCCAUUCAGGGUCUAAUGAAACACCAACGAUAUGUUACACUUUUCUCUUCCAUUUUUCCGCGAUCCAUGUCCAGCGAGUGCUACAUAAGUUGAAUGCGCAUCAGGAGAGAGAAUAUCUCGCUCCAUUGUCUCAAGAAAUGCAUUCUCCGAAACCCCCCUCAAAACGCACAUGUCAGUACAAGAAGGUCUGCGACGCGUCAUACAGCCAGAAUGAUUUCAUUGAUUGUACAUCGAUCCUGUAACUAGCUAUUCUGUGACUGUGUGAUUUUAUCUGCUCCAAUACUGAAUCACCGUUUCCUUUUCAACAAAACCCAUUCAAAAACGAACGAUUGGGAGAUCCCACAGACAAGUCGUUCUGAUGGUUCAGUGAUACGCAAUUCAAGUACUUCUUCCAUUUCGCCUCUCCCACCC
Molecule: messenger RNA, 1528 nt
Organism: Periconia digitata
Lineage: Eukaryota; Fungi; Ascomycota; Dothideomycetes; Pleosporales; Periconiaceae
Source: the annotation of a GenBank genome assembly